AGUGGGCGAGUUCGUGAAGAGUUUGCACCGAAGCGCCUCCGUGGAGCUAGCUGCCGUCUGCUUGUGUAUGCAUUGUUGCUUCGUGUUUAUGGUGCUGACAAAAUACAGAUCAUAACUCGUCGUCAGUUAAACUUCAUAAUCACAGAUCGGAUCUGGGCUCAACAGACAGUGUAUGCCCUGUGGCCGAUGGUUUUUAUUUAUACCGUGAUAUCCUUACUGCAUAAGGAGUCCUGACAACUUCGACGAGGAGAAUAAUCAGUUGUGUCUUUGAUUGUCGAGCUGUGCUCUACAAACUAUUUUGGAGGACUGCCUGCAUCCCAGACAUUUCGUUUCCAGGUCUUAGGAGUUUAUAAAGUGUCGUCUGUAAGGCUUGGCACCUCAUCCUUGGAUAAUUUGUCGGCAUCACCGGGAGUCAUGUCAACUAUACAGUACGCCAUGCCAAGCAGCGGGCCAGGUACGGGUGGUUUGGGGAUGGUGAACCACCCCAGUCCCCUGGUCGCUCCUACUCCUAUACAACAAUUACCCAGCUUGGCCGGGCACCCUCACAACUUUCUCACCCACUCUCAUUCACCCUCACAUCCCAAUCCUCCACAUACGUCAUUUUCUAUUGAAAAUAUCUUGGGACAAAAUAGAGCGGCAAACAUUCAAAAUAUCACAUCUCUCUCGCUCGCGACUCACCCUACGACGCCGACAAGGCCUACGCCCACGUUCCCGGGGCAUUCGUUCGGACCGUCGCCGUACGGACAGCCUCAGCAUCCGACCGGAGCUUACUACGAUCCCGCCGCCUUACCUGGAGGGCUGGCUGCCUCCGCACCACUGGCAUACAGUACGACUGGAUUUACCUCACCCACAGCUCUGUAUCCGUACAGCAGGAAUGAUUACCCUCACUCAUUCCUAGACAGAGUCGAUCACUUCUCAAAAGUUUCAGGGAAACCUUUCUUGUGGAACCCGUUCAUCCAGAGACCGCUCCACAAACGCAAAGGAGGCCAGGUCCGAUUCUCCAACGAUCAGACGAUGGAGCUGGAGAAGAAGUUUGAAAACCAGAAAUACCUCUCCCCGCCCGAAAGAAAAAAGCUCGCCAAGGUUCUCCAGCUCAGUGAAAGACAGGUGAAGACAUGGUUCCAGAACAGGAGAGCUAAAUGGAGGCGAUUAAAACAGGAAGUACCGACGGGAAAGGGAGAGGGCGAUGAGAGGGAGGAUGAGAUCAAGGCGCAUCAGCCAAACCAACAGACAUCUCACAAUCCUCUGGGCGAUAACAGGAAUGGUUCCCUGACCGACCUCGAGGACGAUCGACGAGACGCACCGUACUAUCGGAUCCCGAACGGGGACUCUCUCGACCAUGACAGUGACUAUGACCGAGAUGCUUGAUAAAAGGUAUCUGCAGAGACUUGUGGCUUUUCUUGUUGCUUGAAGUGCUCAGAGCCAUGUGUGCCAUGCUGUACGUAGAACUCCUCGUCCUAUUCUGUAGACAACAGGCACCUCCGAUGCAACUUUUACCUCUGUCAAGUUCUGUCGCCGCCCUGUAGACGUGAAACGUGCUUCAUCGCGCUCCAGCUGUGACGCCGCGGCUCUACUUUUAUGAACUUCGAGUUUGACUGCUUGAACUUUGCUGAUUGAAUGCGACUUGUGGAUGACGUGAAGCGCCAUCUUGCUCAAAGCAUGUUUAGAUAUCAGGUGACGUUAGUCAUGUGACUUCCUCGAGGCUCCUGGGCAGCCAUGUUCCGUAGAGACCCAGGGUGAUCAUAAUGCACCAAUCUUCUUCGGUUCCAUUCUGCAUGAUGUGCACUUUCAACAGCACGACAAAAAAUGAACUACAUGUUACGGCCACACAGCGAGAACAGUUGAACACAUCUAAGAGUAAAAUGAAGAAAACGACAAUCGUCACCUCAGAAAACACCUCUUAACGCCAUCUUUUGUAAAUCAUCAUGAAAUUUAUGACUACCGAUCCCAAAUCAGUUGCAAAAUGUGAUGAAAAUGAACAUAAGAAAAGAUUAUUCAAACUCAAUACCCCCACGGUGGCUGAUGCUCGCUGAACACAUGGCGUCAAUUGCCUAGCGCAGGACUGCGUCAACGACUGACGCUUUGGGGUUGUGUGAGAAGGACUAAUACUAAAUGAAAUGUGAAAUCAUGUUUCAUUACCUGCGUAUGAGCCAUAUGUCUUCAGAAGCUUAGGUGUCACAGCCAGGUAAUACUGCAAUCGAAGCAAUGCCCCGUGUGCUCCGGCCAUACAGUACAGCACUGAACCCCUUCACUCCCUCCAUGUAGCCGAUCUAUGAACGCACCGCUACCUACCGAAGAAGAGGAGAUUAUUAACGUAAUGAAUACAGUUUAUGAUUAUAUACAGCUCUCGUUGCAAAUGAGACCAUUUAAAUCCUCAUGUGACUUUUCUGGAUUAGAAAUUUAGGUUGAGCUACAUUCCUUUGUUAUGCAACCAAAAUGCUAGAAAUAGGAUUUGAAAAUGCUUGAGUAAUAACAUUAUUCUUUUUUUCCUCUAAUUAUCUGACACGUUCAACAUUAAUUUGAUGGAAUUUUAUUUCUUAAAUAUCUAUCCUGCGAUCUUGUACUUGGGUAUUUUUCUUAAGGCAAAACCGAAGAACAAGCGUUUGUCCACUUAUUAUUUUGGUAUUUUUGUGUUUUCUCUCACCACUCUUUUUUCAAAAAUAUCAUAAAGAUAUUUCUAGAUAUCGAAUCAGCAUGACGAAUACAACUUCGUCGUGCCGAUGAAAUCGUCUCUAAGUCUAAUUUAAGAUAUUUAAGGCUUUUUCUUACUUUUUAAAAUAUUUCAAAUACCUAUUUUGUCAUAUUCUUUUUAACCACGCUGUAACGUUUAAGUCCAAAAACCAAUUUGUUGGCAAAGUCAAGACGUCUCAUUAAUAAUUUCAAAUUGUAAGCUCGCCUAAUUUCUUAUGACGUGAAACACCACGCAACGGAGAGAGGCAAGUUAAGGAAAAGGUGAAGGGAGGGAGGCGUUUGAAUGGGGAGGGGUAUUUCAUGAUGAUUACCAUAGUAAAAGGAAAGUGCAUUAUGCAUAGAUCAUUGUGAUAAAUUUAUAUUAGCACCUUGAAAAUUGUCAAAAUGUUAUUUGUAUGUGUCACACGUACGGUCGGCUUUGAGCUGAAAAAUCUGUUGAAAAACGAAAUAUUUGUCUUAGGUAGACCAUUGUUGAUGUAGAUGUUUCUAAAGUAUCCACAUUGUAAAAUAAAACUGUAGUUGAGAUUAAAGGAAUUCAUUUCCUAAGGAUCUUCUAGAAUUUCGUUUUCAACAUCUGUAUUUUCUAUUUUCUCGCCGAUAUGGAUUUAUGAAAAAUACGAAGUUUGCAAUGCCAGGGGUCUGUAUUUCAAAUCCCACGCACAACAGACCAUAACGCAUGACUUGAUAUUUUCGGUAAAAGAAGUGCCAGAUUUUAAAAGUAUGCGCUUCUUGUAUUUUCCCGUACACGCACCACGUAAAUAUCAUUGGACACGGGUAAUUGUUGACUCUUAAAAUGAACUUAUUUAAUUUCAGUGAUACGAAAACGAAUGUUUGUUGAAGGAGGAGUAACCACGUUAUUCUUUUAGAUCAUGAAUACGAUUUCUGCUACAAAAAAUAGCUUAUUGGAUCAAGCCCUUAGAUUUCAAUUCGGAGGUAGUCUAUUGCGUCUCAAUUAACCACGCCAAAUAAUUAUAACAAAAAUUAUCUCAUGGUAUAAAAGUUGCAGAAGGGAUACGACGGCGUUUUCUUUCCCCCAAUUUUGCAGAGUUAAAAAUCUCCGUGUUCACUAAAAUCUCAAUGUGCCAUUCACUUCACGUUCCUUAACAUCAGUCGUGUUCACUGUUAUAAAAUGUCCUAGUAUUUCUGUACAAAAGCUGCUUUGUAAGAUAAAAAAAUAUAAUGUCAUUGUGAAUCUCUGAAAGAAAAUGAUCGAUGAGAACGAUGGGCGGGUGCAACGACGGACAACGUAAUCUACUGUAAAAUCUGAUUGUUUUUGUACAGUGAACACUUGGUACUAUAUCACACAAUGAUGUUUGUUUCAAUAAAUAAUUGAAGAAAAUAUGAAGGCUGGUGAUGGUAUGGCUGAUUUCUUGUUGUAUUGAAUUCAGAGUCGCAGUCCUAUUGAUAGCGAUAACCCUAACUUUUAAACUCGUUCAAAAACGGUCUCCUAAA
Molecule: messenger RNA, 4143 nt
Organism: Strongylocentrotus purpuratus (purple sea urchin)
Lineage: Eukaryota; Metazoa; Echinodermata; Echinoidea; Camarodonta; Strongylocentrotidae
Product: hematopoietically-expressed homeobox protein HHEX homolog
Exons: 4
Coding region: 415-1368 (317 amino acids)
Biological process (GO): regulation of transcription by RNA polymerase II; cell differentiation
Molecular function (GO): DNA-binding transcription factor activity, RNA polymerase II-specific; RNA polymerase II cis-regulatory region sequence-specific DNA binding
Source: RefSeq, a predicted model, not a curated record